CAGUGGGAGGACUAGACACAAACACAACUUUGAACCUUUGGUCAAAUACCAGAAGAAGACUGGACAGACUGAUAGAUCAGCUGAGAGCUGUUCACAUUUCCAUGAACAUAACGGGAGUGAGAGAAAUGGAUUCCAUUCAGUAUGAUGAAUUUGGUACGUCUGACAUUGAAAGUAACCACAGUCGGAGGAAAAUCAUCCCACAAAGAGGUAUGCAGAGCAGGGUGGUUCAUCUCCUGUAUGGUGUCUUGGUGCUUCUCCUGUUGAUAAUACUGCUGAUAACUGGACUUAAAUACCCAGCUACUAUCAACCAACACUAUUAUGAUGAAUUUCAGCUUCCAGUGAGAGGAACUUGUAGUGAAGAAUGGUGGUCCUUCCAGGAUAGCUGCUACCUGGCAUCAAAAAGGAAGCUCAACUGGAACAGUGCAGAGGAAAAAUGUAUUGAGCUGGGAGCACAGCUGCUUGUUCUUAACAGUGAGGAUGAGCUGGACUACAUCUCCCAAGUGAUUGAUGCAGGAGAGAGAUACUGGGUUGGGCUUGUGGAGAGAACACAAGAGGGCCACUGGACCUGGGUGGAUGGAACUGACUACAAAUCAACUCCACACUUCUGGGAUAAAGGGCAACCAGACAACUGGCAGGUUGGUGUGAGUGGAGAGGACUGUGGACAGCUUCAUGACGGUCCACACAGACGACGCAAGCUUUGGAAUGAUGCAGACUGCAACCUAACGUACAACUACAUCUGUGAGGCAAAGGGGAAAUGAGAAACAGAAACACAUGCUUGCCAUUGACACAUGAGCUGUAAGCUAUGCCAGUGCUGCCUGACUGAUAUAACAUGACAGUCUCAGGAUACAGGAGAAAGGAUGGAUUUCUUUCAGUGACUGUACAACAAUCACAAAUUAUGGUAUUGAGGAUAAGAAGCACACAGUGUACAACGUGAGCUUAUUCACAGAAUAAUGUUUAAUUAAACCUUGGUAUGUCAGAAUUUAAUAGCUUUCUUGGAGGUCUUUUCAUCAGAUAUUUUUCCAGUUCAGCAUCUACUCUAUCUGUGGGUGUAUAUGAAAAGCAAUAACCAAUACAGAGGCACAUAUUGGAUCAUAACAGCUGUUAUUGAUUUCAAGAGAAGGUGGGCCACUGCAGGUUAUGUCCUGGUUUCCCGUGCAUUUCCAUACUAGCAGUUCUCACCGGGAAGGUGCGCAUGCUCUGGGUUGUACCCCGCCUUGUCAAAGCACAUGGCUGCUUUUAUGUCACACUCACAGAUAAACAUCUCACAUGGA
Salvelinus namaycush (lake trout) is the source of this 1271-nucleotide messenger RNA. RefSeq names its product C-type lectin domain family 4 member E-like. Bases 102 to 758 code for a protein of 218 amino acids. NCBI's taxonomy places the organism in Eukaryota, Metazoa, Chordata, Actinopteri, Salmoniformes, Salmonidae. The record is from RefSeq and is a predicted model, not a curated record. The transcript is spliced from 7 exons.